Messenger RNA from Penicillium daleae, 1356 nucleotides. RefSeq names its product pepsin-like aspartic protease. Bases 1 to 1356 code for a protein of 451 amino acids. Gene Ontology annotation, molecular function: aspartic-type endopeptidase activity. The transcript is spliced from 3 exons. Lineage: Eukaryota; Fungi; Ascomycota; Eurotiomycetes; Eurotiales; Aspergillaceae. Gene Ontology annotation, biological process: proteolysis. The record is from RefSeq and is a predicted model, not a curated record.
AUGUCAAUCGUCAAGUUCCUGAAAUCCAAACUGUCGCGCAACCCUUCUCCCACCAUGGCUGCCACCAAGAUCAAGAUCAUUCCCAACCCGCACUACCAGAAGUCGGGGACGAAGUCCUAUGUGCAUUUGAUGCGAAAGUAUGGCUUCCACCCAACCAAGGAGGGCCCAUAUACCAUCGGCACGGUCAUGCGGCAGACUGGUCGCCAGUAUACUGACAAGCCUAUUGGGGGUCGGGUUCAUGCUCGUCAAGUCCUGCAGAAGAAGAGUAUCGAUACCAAUGAGGUUGGAGAGGUUGGAGCCGACGAUGUCCAGAAUGAUUCCAUGUAUCUGGCGCAGAUCGGUAUUGGUACACCUGCUCAGAAUCUGAAUCUUGAUUUCGAUACUGGCUCGGCGGACCUUUGGGUCUGGUCCACCAAGCUGCCAUCUGCCACUCUGUCUGAGAACAAGAAUCACACUGUUUUUGACCCCAGCAAAUCGAGCUCCUUCCAGAACAAAGCCGGUUCCACAUGGAAGAUUUCCUAUGGAGACGGAUCUUCCGCCUCUGGCACUGUUGGCAACGACGACGUCAACAUCGGCGGCGUGGUAGUCAAGGGUCAGGCUAUCGAAUUAGCAGACACCCUCUCAGCACAGUUUGCCAGUGGCGCCGGCGACGGUCUACUUGGCUUAGCAUUUGGUAACAUCAACACCGUCAAGCCGGCCGCCGUUAAUACACCCGUUGAGAACAUGAUUACCCAAUCAGAUAUUCCAAAGACUGCAGAGCUAUUCACCGCAAAGCUUGGAUCUUGGAGGGACACGGAUGAGCCGGAUAAGGGCGAGUCAUUCUACACCUUUGGGUUCAUUGAUCAGGAUACCGUCAAGGCCUCGGGCGAAGAUAUCUACUACACACCCGUUGACAAGAGCCAGGGUUUCUGGAUGUUUGACUCGACAUCAGCAACAGUGAAUGGCAAAUCGAUUGCUCGUGCGAGCAACAAGGCUAUCGCCGACACUGGUACUACUCUGGCCCUCGUCGAUGAUAGCACAUGCAAGGCGAUCUAUGAUGCGAUUGAAGGAGCGUACUACGAUACAAACAGCCAGGGCUAUAUCUACCCGACCAAUACCGCUCUGGAUAAGCUACCGGUUGUGUCAUUUGCGGUUGGUGAUAAGCAAUUCGUCGUUCAAAAGGAGGACUUGGGCUUUGCGGAGGCCAAAUCGGGGUAUGUCUAUGGUGGUAUCCAGAGCCGAGGCUCGAUGGAUAUGGAUAUCCUCGGUGAUACCUUCCUGAAGGGGAUCUACGCUGUAUUCGAUAUUGGUAACACGCGCUUCGGCGCUGUGCAGCGAAAGGAACUUCACCAGAACCUGUCUGCGCCUCCUCAAUAG